AAAGAAUAAAACGGGCACUAGGACCGGAGGGCUGACUGGCACUCCAACCUCCAAGGAUUUGGCAGUCUUUGUGGCUAAGACUGAACCGAAAGCCAACAGCAGCAGCAGCAGCAGCAGCAACAGCAGGUUAUGAAUCAUUUCCUCCUGUUGCCAACACCCCCUGCCGCAGGGGCUGCCCUCUUUCUACCUUCAGCCCCAGCAUGUUUCCUGAAGGAGCACAUCCUCUUUUCUUCCCCUCAGCCCCGUCCACAAGUCCUCCCAGUCACUCUCAAUGAAGAGGUCUUUGCAAGCAGGAAUAGCCUUAUGUCUCAGUGGCCCAGCAGAUGGCACCCCCAAGCCCCAGUGGCAGCUGCAACAACAAUAGUAGCAGCAGCAGCAGCAGUGGGCCAGGUGGUGGCGGAGGUGGCGGGGACCAGCUGAGCAAAACAAACUUGUAUAUCCGGGGCCUGCAUCCUGGUACCACCGAUCAGGAUCUUGUCAAGCUCUGCCAACCAUAUGGCAAAAUUGUCUCCACCAAGGCCAUCCUGGAUAAAACAACUAAUAAAUGCAAAGGUUAUGGCUUUGUGGAUUUUGACAGCCCCACAGCAGCUCAGAAGGCCGUGACUGCACUAAAGGCCAGCGGGGUCCAAGCCCAGAUGGCCAAGCAACAGGAGCAGGAUCCUACCAACCUCUACCUGUCAAACUUGCCUUUGGGCAUGGAUGAGGCUGAAUUGGAGUCGAUGCUGAAGCCAUUCGGACAAGUCAUCUCUACACGUAUCCUACGUGAUGCCAGCGGCACCAGCCGAGGAGUUGGCUUUGCCAGGAUGGAGUCUACAGAAAAGUGUGAAGCCAUCAUCACCCACUUCAAUGGCAAAUAUAUCAAGACACCUCCUGGGGUCCCAGCUCCUCCAGAUCCACUGCUUUGCAAGUUUGCUGAUGGUGGCCAGAAGAAGCGCCAGAAUCAGGGCAAAUAUGUGCAAAAUGGACGAGCCUGGCCAAGGGAAAGUGACACGGGUGGGAUGACCUUGACUUAUGACCCGACAACAGCGUUACAAAACGGGUUUUAUACAACGCCCUACAGCCUGGCCCCAAACAGGAUGAUUGCCCAGACUGCGCUCUCCCCUUAUCUCCCAUCACCUGUUUCCUCCUACCAGGUCCACAGUCCAUCUUGGAUGCACCAUCAGUCAUACCUCAUGCAGCCCACGCAGGGGACGAUGCUCACACCUACCAUGGACCACGCCAUUUCCAUCCAGCCCACUUCCAUGAUGGGGCCUCUCACCCAACAGCUGGGCCAUCUGUCCCUCAGCAGUGCUGGCACAUAUAUGCCAGCGGCAGCAGCUAUGCAAGGAGCCUAUAUUCCCCAGUAUACACCGGUGCCUUCCUCUAGUGUCGCAGUUGAGGAGAACAGUGGCCAGCAGAGCCACGUGACAGUGGAGUCUCCAUCGGAUCAUGCUGCCUACUCGUAUCAGUACAACAAGUAACAACAGUGCCACCGAGCAGCUCAACUCUGAGCAAUCACUUCGAGGGAGACAACGUGUUCUUUUUUUUUUUAUUGUUGUUAAAAUUUUGUGCUGCGUUUAGAAGAUGUUGGAACCAUUUUUGUUUUUUGUUUCUUUUUUCUUCUUUUUCUUUUUGGCAAAGAAAAAGGUUGUUUUGUUUUUUUAAAAAGGAAAUAACCGCAAUAGACUUUUGUCACCGAGGAACCAAAGGAGGUUAGAAUGGGGGUACAAAAAAAAAAAAAAAUACCCCCAACCCUUAGAUGUACAGAUGGACUAAGGACUAUUUUAAUACGAGAACAUUUGUGUGUGUAUGUGUGCGCGUGUGCGUGCGUGUGUGCGUGCGUGUUUAUUUUCUUGAUAACAGCAAAGUCAAACGCUUUGGAUGCCCCAGAAUUCCCCAGAGAAGAAAAGGAAUUUUUUUCCCCCUUCUUUUGGAAAGCUGGUUUGGUACCUCUGGGAGGAAGGUUUUUUUUUUUUUUUUUUUUUUGCUCCUUUGAAUUCAUUUUGUUUUCUUUGGUCAUGUAAAAGAUUUUCUAAAGGACAAAUAUGCAAAAGUGUUUGAAUAUUUUUUUUGUUGUUGUUUUAUAAGGAAAAAAAAUGCUCUGAAAAGCCCCACCUCGCAGCUGUAGGAUAAAAAAUCAGUGCGGAGUUCUCUUUUUUUUUUUCUUUCUUUCUUCUUCUUCCUGGGGGUGGGAGCGGGGAGGGAAUUUUGCUUUGAAAGGAUUAUUUUAUUAUUUCAAGAGGGUAUUUUUUUUCUAAAAAAGACAAAUUUACAAAAAAAUAAAAAAGAGGAAAUUUACAAAAAAAAAUUCAGAAAAAAGGAAAUCUUAAAAAAAAAAGUUGAACUUUGGCGGCAGCAAGAGGGGUUUGCUUAAUGCUUGUCAAGUUGGAAUGAAAUGAUGCGGCUGGAGGCAUCCGAUGAACUUAAUCUUUUUGUGGGUUUUUUUUUUUUUGGCAUAAAUUUUGCCUCAGCUGAGAGAGAGAGAAAAACAGAGUUUGCGCCAGACCUCAAUUUCUGCCCUCUAUCCAAUUGGACUGUUUUUUGCUGGAUGUUUUGGACUCUGAUUUGAGCUUCUGUGCAGACCCGUCUUUGCUUCCACGGGGAGGCCUCCCCCCUCCUCGCCUGCCCUGUCCUGCCCUGGACCAGAGGAAUAAUAAACGGACUAAGGAAUCUGUCGCCAGUGAUGCGUCAUCACCUCUGGACUCUCGGACGUUGAAUGGACACGUUGCCAGCAGCAGUGCUUCACCCCGUCCCCAUCCCCAGGAUACACAAACACACACACACACACACACAGUGCCUUCUGCUGCCUGCGGUCUGGACUGUGCUGCCGUAAGCCCCCCCCCCUUCCGCCCCCCAGUUCCUGCAUGCCUGCCAAGCCCAGGUCCACAGUGCGUCCGUCCGGUCUCUCGACCAACUCAGCUGGGAACAGGUGCUUCUCCUUCCGACUGGUGGGGACUGCAGGAAGCCCGUCCCAAUUGCUGUGAACCAAGCAACCAAGGAGCAUCGAGCACCUUGCAAGGGGAUGUUCCAGCUCCCCGCUCCCCCCCCCCGCUCCAGAGAUCCUAGUUACUAUGCACGUUAUCCCUUCCUCCCCCAGCCCUUGAUUGCUGGCUGCCCCCUGAGAUUUGCAAUAGGAGGAGACUAUGUGCAAUAAUUCAGCCUUUCCUACCUUGUGUUUCCCUGCAGGGCCUCCUGAAGUGCUUUAGACACCUCUGCAUGUUCCCUUCCCCUUUCCCCCAACCAGAUGGUGCUAAAAGUCAUCCUCUCUUCCACCAUAAAGUCACCCCCCAGCCCAGCUGGCAUGUAGCUGACCCUUCCAUCCUCUUGUCCCCCGUCCCCCCAUGGGCUGUGAUCACCUUGUCCCCUUUUUCUCUCCUCCCCCUCCUGCCUGCUGGCCCCUUCCUUUGAAGAAAUGGCUCUUAUGCAGCUGACAAUCAGGAAGGAGCAAUGGUGGAGGCCAUACGGGUGUCACGUGAGUCUAGGAAAGCAAGAGUAUGUGUGCAUGUGUCCCUAUCUGUCUAGGUUUGUGUGUGUACCAUCCAUGUCUUUGAGGGAGGGGAGAAAGAGCUGUGGUAGGGUGGCACUGGAGGAGGUGGCAUUAAUAUAUCGGUGUAAUUGGACUUGUGCACUGCUCAGGAUCCUUUUGUUGUCUUAAGCCACUUUUAAAGCAUGGUCCUGACCCAGCAAGAGCAGGUUGACUUCCUACUGGAGAUUUGGGGAGGAUUCAGUUCACUCCAUCCUCAUAAUCCUUCAGUCAGGCUUGUUUCGAUACCUUCCCACAUUGCUCGUGAGAAGGGACGACCCACAGACAGGAGACACAACUGUGAUGCCCCCCCCCCCAAAAGAGAGGCAAGACUGACAGUGCAGGAGCCCAGUGGAUCCAAAGGCUGGCUACGUUUGGUGCCCCUUUCUCUGGCCUGGCCAGACCCUUGGUUGGCAUAAUCACCCCCCACCCACCCACACCUCCCCCUAGUGCUGAGAGAAACUGAAGUGCCUUUUUUGGGGCAUGCAAGCUUGCCUUCAUCAUUAUGUUAUGUGAUUUUCGAUGGGCCUCAUCCGUAGCCUAAUGGAGUUUUGCAGAGUCGGGUCCCAAAGAGGUUGGGAUGGCCAGAGAAACAAAACAAAACCAAAAAUUACAGCAACUGAGAUUCUGGUUCCAACUGUCCCUAUUUGGGAGGCAAAGGCAGAGGAGCACACAGUCUCUGCAGGACUAAUAAAGGAACUUCCCAGAUAGGUUGGGGUUUAUACCCACCCACCCUUCCCUGUCUUACUUGCCUGCAGUGCUCACAUGCCAAACUACAGGGAAACUUUGAAACACCUCACAUCUGCAGCCAGAAUAAAUACAAGCUAUAACAGGAUUCUACUUGAGAAAUUGAUUCCAGAUGUGCUCCAAAUAUGGGCUGCAACCUCAGACUACAUCGGGGUACACCUGUUCCUUAACAGGCCACUCUCCUGCCUUCCCCUACCCCAUUUUUUUUUUUUUUUUUUU
Messenger RNA from Crotalus tigris (Tiger rattlesnake), 4468 nucleotides. It is a transcript of the gene RBMS2, whose product is annotated as RNA binding motif single stranded interacting protein 2. The record is from RefSeq and is a predicted model, not a curated record. Bases 324 to 1460 code for a protein of 378 amino acids. NCBI's taxonomy places the organism in Eukaryota, Metazoa, Chordata, Lepidosauria, Squamata, Viperidae. The transcript is spliced from 14 exons. Gene Ontology annotation, molecular function: poly(U) RNA binding; mRNA 3'-UTR binding; poly(A) binding. Gene Ontology annotation, cellular component: nucleus; ribonucleoprotein complex; cytosol.